ACAUUUUUUGAUAUGGUUUCAAGACACUGUUGCAAUCAUCACUACCCUAGUUCUGUUAUAUGGAUGGAUACACAGUUAAAUAAACUACUUCAAGAUGAAAGUGAAGAUGAUAUACUUGCUAGAAUCCAAGAAGAAAGUCUCAGAUAUUUUAAUGAGGUUGAACUUCCCAGAAGAGCCGCCGAGCAAAAGGAAAAAGAAAAGAAUGAGGUGAUUGUUCCCAAGCAGCCAGAUGUUUUCCAACCACAACCUCAUUGUUCAAAACAGGAAGAUCAGUGUAAUGCGUCAUUCACACCUACACCAGCAACGGAUGUGUUCUACCAAGCUCCAGGUCAAGGUGCUGACGGGUUCCAUUUAGCAGCUGGCGAGACUUACGUCUACCCGACCAACUAUCCUGUGAGACAGUACCAGAAAACCAUCAUCCAUUCAGCUCUCUUCCACAACACCCUCGUCAGUCUGCCAACUGGUCUAGGAAAGACGUUCAUCGCUGCCGUAGUCAUGUACAACUUCUACCGAUGGUUUCCGCAGGGCAAGAUUGUGUUUAUGGCUCCAACGAGGCCGCUGGUGGCUCAACAGAUACGAGCAUGCCAUGAUAUCAUGGCCAUUCCCAUAAAGGACACGAUAGAAAUGACUGGUGCCAUGCAUGCCACUGACCGUCUGCAGCAUUGGAAGUCCAAGAGAGUGUUUUUCUUGACUCCGCAAGUCAUGGCCAAUGACCUACGAACCAAAGCUUGCCCCCCUGCUUGUGGAGCAGCCUUUAAAUGUGUUGUUAUUGACGAAGCUCACCGAGCCACCAAGGAGUACUCUUAUUGCCAUUCUAUUGAAUAG
Messenger RNA from Macrosteles quadrilineatus (aster leafhopper), 825 nucleotides. Its product is annotated as Fanconi anemia group M protein-like. The record is from RefSeq and is a predicted model, not a curated record. Gene Ontology annotation, molecular function: four-way junction helicase activity; four-way junction DNA binding; hydrolase activity. Gene Ontology annotation, biological process: replication fork reversal; double-strand break repair via synthesis-dependent strand annealing; interstrand cross-link repair. The coding region runs from base 13 to 825 and encodes 270 amino acids. Lineage: Eukaryota; Metazoa; Arthropoda; Insecta; Hemiptera; Cicadellidae. The transcript is spliced from 7 exons.